AUGCCAUCAUUUAAAGAACGCUUUCGAUCAUCUCGUAAAUAUAAAAAAAACAAAGAAGCAGGCGCUACAGGUACUGAUGAAGUUGCUAGUGGUGGAACAUCAACAACAAAUACAUCAUCAACAAUUAUUGAUGAUCAUACUGGUUCAGGAGCGUUAUCUACUCAUCAUUCUCAUUAUUCAGUUGAUUAUAAUAAAGAUAAAGAUGGAUCCUCACUUAAAGCUAGUGCUUCAGCCGAUGGUAAGCACUCAACACUAAGCGAUUCACAUCAUCAUCAAGGAUCAUUGUCAUCAUCGUCGAUAUCAGCAAGUGCUUCAUCUGCCUCUGCUCAAUCAUUUGAAAGAGUAAAAGCAUUUUUGGCUAAAGCUAAAGAUGAAUUUUCAUCCAAGUAUGAUAAACCAAGCCAGAAUACAGCUAAACCCGAUGAUUUCGACCGUAUUCGAACGCUUGGAACCGGUUCAUUUGGACGUGUUAUGCUUGUUAAACAUCAAUCAAGUGGAGGUUUCUAUGCAAUGAAAAUUCUCGACAAACAAAAAGUUGUAAAAUUAAAACAAAUUGAACAUACACUCAAUGAAAAACGUAUUCUUCAAGCUAUUUCUUUUCCUUUUAUUGUCAAUUUGGAGUUUCAUUUCAAAGACAAUUCCUAUUUGUAUAUGGUAUUAGAAUUUGUACCCGGUGGUGAAAUGUUUAGUCAUCUACGUAAAGUUGGUCGAUUUAGUGAGAUACAUGCUCGGUUUUAUGCUGCUCAAAUUGUAUUAACAUUUGAAUAUCUUCAUUAUUUGGAUAUUCUUUAUCGAGAUCUAAAGCCUGAAAAUUUACUAAUCGAUGCUGAUGGAUAUUUAAAAGUAACUGAUUUCGGUUUUGCCAAAAAGAUUAAAGGUCGAACUUGGACGCUAUGUGGUACACCAGAAUAUUUGGCACCGGAAAUCAUCUUAUCAAAAGGAUAUAAUAAAGCAGUCGAUUGGUGGGCAUUAGGUGUAUUAAUAUAUGAAAUGGCAGCUGGUUAUCCACCAUUUUUCGCUGAUCAACCAAUUCAAAUUUAUGAAAAAAUUGUAUCCGGAAAAGUUCGAUUUCCAUCACAUUUUAGUAACGAUUUAAAAGAUUUAUUACGUAAUCUUCUUCAAGUUGACUUAACGAAACGAUAUGGAAAUUUAAAAAAUGGUGUUGAUGAUAUCAAAACUCAUAAAUGGUUUUCAACAUCGGAUUGGAUUGCUAUUUAUCAACGAAAGAUUGAACCACCAUUUGUACCAAAAACUAAAGGACCCGGUGAUGCAACUAAUUUCGAUGAAUAUGAAGAAGAACCACUUCGUAUUGCAACAUCAGAAAAAUUUGGAAAAGAAUUUGAAGAAUUUUAA
Messenger RNA from Adineta steineri, 1353 nucleotides. The record is from the annotation of a GenBank genome assembly. NCBI's taxonomy places the organism in Eukaryota, Metazoa, Rotifera, Eurotatoria, Adinetida, Adinetidae.